UGAAUCUGUUAAGAAAGUUUGGAAAUUAAUGUAAAGUAAACAUUAUCGAAUUGAAUUUUGUGAUGAUUAUAAAUGGUACCAAAACUGCUCGUAUGACCAUCGAGAUGCAUAGAAUUAUUCUUAUGAUCUGUGUUUUAUACUUUUCUAAUGUAUUAUGUUUUCCCGAUCCUGGACAGUGGUCAGCAAGUUCUGUUAAAGAAUCAUUUGCAAUAUUUGGUUCUCAUAAACCACUCUAUGGUGGUUCUAGUAUUCAUGUAUCAGUUAAUUGUGAGCCUCAUGCAAUGCAUCAAAAGGUGGAGGUGCAGUGGGUUCUACGGCAGACAUCCUGUUAUGAAGAUUAUUUAGCAUCUGAUGUAUAUACUCAGGAUAUACUCAGACAGUACUUCAUUUGCCCUAUGAGUACAAACUCAUUCCCCAAUAUACGAUUUUUUAUAUCUAAGCCUGUCAUUCUUGAAUGUUCUAAUCGGAUACAUUUAGAAUAUGUGAAUGCUUCAUUUGUUACUUUCACUGAUAAGAUGGAAAUUCCUCCUGAAUGCGAAAAUAGCAUUCUUACUCCAGUUCCAACUGUUUGGAUAGAAGAGAAUAAAAAUACUGAAAACUCCAUUUCUUCUAAAAUUCUUGUCAUAGAAAAAAAUGUUACCAAUGCCCCAUUGGUCACUAAUCAAAGUACUUUUUCAGCAAAUGCAGGUGCCCAAAAUAGAAGUAAGCGUUCAGCAUAUCCUCAAGAUAUAACAUCUGCAAAAAUGAAUUUUGCUCGCAUAAAUAAUAAAAAUGAAUCACUUUCCGAUCAAGAUUCCCUUGGUCAUCUAUAUGGGCCGUUUUCUUCUGCAAGCAGUGUUAAACUUGGAUCUAAACUAACAUCUGUGGAUAUGGAUGGAAUAUAUUUAUUUAUUCUAAAAAUUGAAAGUGUUGAUAAAAAGAUCUUUAAUGUAUCAGUUGACAUAGCAAUGAAAAGCGACUAUGGCUAUCUUUCAGCUGUUGAUUAUCCCUUGCUAAUUUUUUAUGGCGUUAUGUGUGGUCUCUAUGUGAUAUAUGCCAUUGUUUGGUUGAUUUUAUCUGCCUUACAGUGGCGCGAUCUUCUGAGAAUACAGUUUUGGAUUGGAGCUGUUAUAUUAUUAGGACUAAUGGAAAAAGCUGUUUUUUAUGCAGAAUACCAAUCAAUAAAUUUUACUGGUCAAUCAGUCCAAGGUGCUAUUCUUUUUGCUGAAAUAUUGUCAUGCAUGAAGAGAACUCUAGCAAGAAUGUUGAUUAUUAUUGUGAGUUUAGGAUUUGGUAUUGUUAAGCCAAGAUUAGGCCCAACGCUGCAUCGAAUUGUGGGUGUAGGUGCUUUAUAUUUUGGCUUUGGAACUAUUGAAGGAUGUUUACGUGUUCUUAAACCGAAAACCGAUCCAGGAAAUCAAGCAUUGAUGGCUGGUGUACCUCUUGCUGUAACUGAUAGUGGUAUUUGUUGGUGGAUAUUUAGCAGCUUGGUGCAAACAAUUAGAACCCUCAGGUUAAGAAGGAAUAUUGUAAAGCUUCAGUUAUAUAGACAUUUCACGAAUACAUUGAUAAUGGCAGUCAUAGGCUCUGUUGCAUUUAUGACUUGGUCCAUUCAUGCUCACAAAUUAUCAACCUGCAUAACUGAUUGGAAAGAAUUAUGGGUAGAUGAAGCUUACUGGCAUUUCUUAUUUUCAACUAUUCUCUUUGUAAUUAUGAUUUUAUGGCGACCAACAAAUAAUAAUCAGAGGUAUGCAUUCACUCCUUUAUUAGAUGCUAUGGAUGAUGAUGAAGAUGACGAAGAGAAUCUUUUGCCUAAUGAUGCAUUUGCUGGUAUGAAGAUGAGAACUCCGAAAAACAACACAAAUUCUCCGCAUAUCGAAGAUGUUAAAUCCAAACAGGAUGAAGAUCUCAAGUGGGUGGAAGAAAACAUUCCAACUUCUUUGACUGAUGUUGCACUUCCUAGUCUUCUAGAUUCUGAUGAGGAAAUUAUGACUGCCAAAUUUGAAAGGAGCAAGAUGGAAUAAAGCCUUAUUAAUGUCAUUCCUUUUCUGUGAAAAAAUGAGACCAAAUACCGUUGUAACAUAAGCAUGCUUUUCUUCCUUUUACUUUUAAAGGAUAUUUUGUACAUAGCAUCGUCAUUGUUAAAUUAUUUGUCUAAAUUAAAACGAUUACGACAAAAA
Molecule: messenger RNA, 2159 nt
Organism: Argiope bruennichi
Lineage: Eukaryota; Metazoa; Arthropoda; Arachnida; Araneae; Araneidae
Product: transmembrane protein 87A-like
Exons: 23
Coding region: 63-2003 (646 amino acids)
Biological process (GO): retrograde transport, endosome to Golgi
Cellular component (GO): Golgi apparatus; membrane
Source: RefSeq, a predicted model, not a curated record